CCGGCUUUCACAUCACUAAAAACUAAACUAAGUUCAGUACUAUAAAAUCAUUUCUAGUGGGAACAUUACACGGUUUAUUAUUUAUUUUUUCAAUAGUUUUUCAGUGUUUUCUUCAAUAAAAGAAUUAUUGUUUUUUGUAUUACUUCAUUUCGUCAGCAGUCGCUAUGGACGAUAUUGAAAAGCCACGUGACGAUGGAUCAGAUAUUUCCAAAAAAUUUGCAGGAAAAUCAGUGUUUAUUACAGGUGGAACUGGUUUUGUUGGAUUAUGUUUAGUUAAUAAAUUAUUGAUGAGUUGUCCAGAUGUUAAAACGAUAUAUUUAUUAUUAAGGCCAAAAAAGAAUAAGGAUAUUCAGGAUCGCUUAAAGGAUAUUGCUAAAAAUGCUAUUUUCGAAACACUUUUGUAUACGGAAAGUGAAGAUAUAUUUAAGAAAUUAUACGCUGUUGCCGGUGAUGUGGGCGAAGAAAAUUUAGGUUUAUCACAAGAGGACCGUAAUUUAUUAAUAAAUAAUGUUAACGUUGUAUUUCAUAGUGCAGCAACAUUAGACUUUGCUGAAACGCUUAAGAAAACUGUGGAUGUUAAUUUACUUGGAACGCGACGAAUUGUUCAAUUGUGUAAACAAAUUAAAAAUCUAGAGGCAUUAGUACAUGUAUCAAGUGUCUACGUUAACUCAUACAAACUAGAAGCAUCCGAACAACUAUAUCCAAAACCAGCUGAUCCCGAAGAAAUUAUCAGAUUGGUAAAUGAAUUAAGUGAAAAAGAAUUAGAUGCUAAAACACCAGAAAUAUUAAGAGAUCAUCCAAACACGUACACAUUUACAAAACAUUUAGCAGAACAUGAGGUGAAUAAUAGUGCCGGUCAAAUUCCUUGCGCAAUUGUACGACCUAGUAUGAUUACAGCAGCAUGGAAAGAACCUGUACCGGGAUGGACAAUCAGUAAGAAUGGUCCACAAGGAUUUUUGAUGGGUGCUUCGAAAGGUAUUAUACGUCGAUUACCUGUUGGUACAGACUUGGUUUAUGAUUAUAUUCCAGUCGAUGUUGUGGUUAAUGAAUUGAUUGUGGCAGCGUAUCACGUUAUGGUUACGAAACCCAACACAUUAAAAAUAUUCCAAUGUUGUUCGAGUUCUUACAAACCAUUCAAAUGGAAUAUGAUCCAACAUAAAAUUAACGAAUAUUUACAUUCAUUUCCGCUAAAAUCCGCUGUAUGGUAUCCACAUUUAAAAUUUGUAGAAAGUGUUCGUGUCUUUAAGUUGAUUGCAUUCUUUGUACAUAUGAUUCCUGCAUUUAUUUUAGAUUUUGUUACAAAAUUAGCUGGUGGUCGACCAAUCUUAGUACGUUUACAUACAAAUGUUAAUAAUUCAUUGGAUCGUUUGGAGAAGUUUAUCUUUACAGAAUGGAAAUUCGACAAUAAAAAAACAUUAGAAUUACAAAAAACAUUGAAUAAAACAGAUCGAGAGAAAUUUAAUAUUGAUAUUGGAACAUUGGAUUGGGAAAGCUAUUUUAUUGAUUUAACUCAGGGUGUACGCCGAUAUUUAAACAAUGAAGGCGUUAAAACUUUAGAAGCUGCACGUGGAAAAGAUACAUUGUUAUUAUUUGCUCAUGUUAUCUUACAAUUAUCGAUUUAUGCACUGUUAUGGUUUAUUUUCGCUUGUAUUUUGGGUACAACAAUGGUGAAAUCAGCGUUUAUAGUUCCAAUUGCAUAUGUACUUUUAAGUCAACUGUAAAAAUUUUCAUAAUUUUUCAUCUCAUUCAAUUAUCUUCUUCAUGAAUAGAUCUUUCCAUUUUAAAUUAACAAAAAAUCCAAAUAUCUUUU
Molecule: messenger RNA, 1810 nt
Organism: Chrysoperla carnea
Lineage: Eukaryota; Metazoa; Arthropoda; Insecta; Neuroptera; Chrysopidae
Product: putative fatty acyl-CoA reductase CG8306
Exons: 8
Coding region: 165-1721 (518 amino acids)
Biological process (GO): long-chain fatty-acyl-CoA metabolic process
Cellular component (GO): peroxisome
Molecular function (GO): alcohol-forming very long-chain fatty acyl-CoA reductase (NADP+) activity
Source: RefSeq, a predicted model, not a curated record